This is a messenger RNA of Schistocerca nitens (vagrant locust), 2259 nucleotides long. It is a transcript of the gene Chmp1, whose product is annotated as charged multivesicular body protein 1b. Gene Ontology annotation, cellular component: multivesicular body; ESCRT III complex. Bases 239 to 844 code for a protein of 201 amino acids. Gene Ontology annotation, biological process: late endosome to vacuole transport; endosome transport via multivesicular body sorting pathway; protein transport. The record is from RefSeq and is a predicted model, not a curated record. The transcript has 4 exons. Lineage: Eukaryota; Metazoa; Arthropoda; Insecta; Orthoptera; Acrididae.
CCGCAGUCACUCUGGUUUUAUUGUACUGUGGUUUCGGCCACAGUUUUUACUCAACGUACUCUUUGGGCGAGGUGACAGUUGUGUACUGUUUGUUAAUAUUUGAAGUGUAUUUGUUCAUUGAUUAAAGACGUCUACUUGUUGUGCAGACGAGAAACAGAAGAACCAACGCAUCUGACAGUACAUCUUAUAUCAUCAUCGUUACGUGAUAUAGCCCUUCGUCCAAUCAUUUGCGGUAGCAAUGUCUGUCUCGUCGAUGGAAAAGCAUUUGUUCAAUUUAAAGUUUGCUGUCAAAGAGCUUGAAAGAAACUCAAAAAAAUGUGAGAAGGAAGAAAGAGUUGAGAAGACUAAAUGUAAAAAGGCCAUCCAGAAGGGCAAUAUGGAAGGAGCACGAAUCCAUGCUGAAAAUGCUAUUCGGCAGAAGAACCAGGCACUCAACUACCUCCGGAUGAGUGCACGAAUUGAUGCUGUGGCCAGCCGUGUACAGUCAGCUCUCACAACCCGACGGGUUACUCAGUCAAUGGCAGGAGUUGUGAAAGCAAUGGAUGCUGCCAUGAAUAGUAUGAAUUUAGAAAAGAUAUCAGGCCUUAUGGACAAAUUUGAGAGCCAGUUUGAAGACCUGGAUGUUCAAAGUUCGUAUAUGGAAAAUGCCAUGUCACAGACAACCACCACAACAGUGCCACAGAGUGAUGUUGAAAACCUGAUGCAGCAGGUUGCUGAUGAGGCAGGGUUGGAAUUGAACAUGGAACUGCCAGAGGGUCAGUUAGGCUCUGUUGGGGCAUCAACACAAGUAUCUCAGGAGCAGGAUGAACUAACUCAGCGCCUGGCUCGUCUGCGACAAGUUUGAGUAGUGCAGGAGACUGGUGCUGUGCUGGAAUCGCUUGUGCCUCUUUUAGUCCCUGCCUAUUAAUAUAUCUUUGUAUAUUGUACGUGUAUGGUCCAUUGUUCAUAAUCUGUCAGUUAAGUUUUGGAGAAAUAAGUGUGUGUGUGUGUGUGUGUGUGUGUGUGUGUGUGUGUGUGUGUGUGUGUUGCGUGGAGAGAGUGAGAGUACAAUCGUGAGUGUGCAUGAAUGCUGUUUUUGUUUUUAUUGACUUGCUAAGGUGAUAGAUCUUUUAAAUUCAUUUCUAUUAAUUUUGUUCUGUGUACAUUUUGUUCUUUAGUGGAAGGCCAAUGUGCUUCUGCAGGUACUACAGCUACAGGCAAAAGAUGACCUCCGGUAAUAUUUUUAUCAGUAUAUCUGCAGGUGCACUGAACCCUGCACUUUCUUUUGGGAAUUCUUGUGUUCUUUAGUUUGUCAUAGUGACUACCAGUUUAAUUUUGAUACAAAAGCUCCUUACAAAGAAACCACAAUCAUAAAUUGUGUAUUGUAAGGAUUUUUUUUUUUUCCCCUAGUGGUUUCAUGCUGCCUGUGUAUAAUAUGCUUUGGUCCGUCUGAUCCAUCAUUAGUUGAAGGUAUUUAAACACUAAUUACAAGGGUAUCUUGUGUUUCUAGAAACUGAAAAUGGUCAAAUAGAAUUUCAGUGUGCUGUGACUUGAUUCAUAUCCCAUAGCAACUUCUACGGAAUGCAGUAAUGGAAGGUAUGGUUUCAAGUGUAGGGUAUUUGAGGGCUUUUCACACCUUUACUGCUUGUUUCCAGUCUUAGUUCAAAGUCACAUUCAGUUUUUAAUAUACAGAUAAAGCUUGGGUGUUCGCUACAGAAGACUUUAUCCUGAUAUAAAGACAAAACAGAAUUUAAAAUUUAUUGCGCGACUGCAUCAGAGAGAUAAUCUGAAUUGGUUAUUUGUAUACUGUCCUUGUAUGGCCACUGUCAUUUGUGAUUAUACUGAGAAAGUAUAAAAAAUUGCUCUUGUUAGUGUGUAGAAGUGUAUCAUGAAGAUAUGAUGCUUGUAAAUGUUGCACUCUUACUGUUGAUAAUAACAAACAUUGCACUUGUUUUGAUACACCAGUUCUUUUGUAAAUAUGAACUGUCAUCCAAGAGAUAUUAACUUCACAGAAUGUCAAAGAACAUAAUAAAACAGUUGAGUUGUGCUUGCAGUUAUUAAUUUUGAUUAGUUUGCUUUCAAAAAAUAAAUAUAUUUUUUUAACUCUCAUUUUCCACAUAUAGUAUUAUUUCCUAUUGCACUCCACUUAAGUUACUUCUCAGUCCCAAGUCAUUGUUAAUGUCUGAGAGUAUCUCCAAGAUACAUUGUGGUAUUAACACAUGAAGUGUAAUAUUCAGAAUUUCUGUUUCGGAAUAAAAUCACUAAAAAUGAGAACAUAAA